GCUCCACAGUGAAAACAAGCCGAUCAGCUGAUCUGACCUGGCAACAACAUUAACCAACAUCUACCGGGGAGGGGAAUCAUUUUACAAGCUGUUGGGGAAAACAGUCAUCUUAAAGUCACCCGGCUUUUAAAUCUGUGUUUGUCAAAUAGUCGUCGUCGUGUGCGAUGUUUCGGGGAAUCUGGCAGUUUGUUUGAUGACAAUUGUGGUGUGAAUCUUGCUCGAAAUCACCCUGUUUUGCUGUUUUGUUCGGUCAAAGCUGUGUUGAUCAGUCUGUUGUCGUUGUGUAAACAUUCUCUAAACAGUCUGUGUGAUACCAGACAGCGAGCAGUUCAGCUAUAUAAGUUAUAUUUCUAUCCCCAGUGUUUGUUUUAUUUAAUAUUUGGGGAGAUUUUGCAGACACGUAUGCUAAUCUUAGCUAUCUUGAGUAACAAAAGCCCAGGACGAUUUCAGCCUUCGUUUGUAGCUGUUAGUGUUUAUUUCAUUUCGACCGUUUUCAGUUGUUCUCGUUUGUGACGGCUUGAUCACUUUUAAUUUCGCCAACAAGCUAGAAAAGUCUGAUCUAGUGCCAGUUCUAUACGGAUUUCAACAGAUCUAUUUAUAGUUCAUAUUGAAUAUUUGAUUUUAAGCCAGUGUCUUAAUUUGACACAUCACCGUUUGAAUUCCAAUGAAAUUCAAUGCACGAAGACAUUGUUCAACAUCGCAAGUGCAAUAAUCAGAUAUGAUUAUAUUUAUUCGAGCCUAAAGCGGUACAUAUAUCGUCUCGUUGUUUGUUGUACAUUCGGGUUGGCCUCUGCUGUAACGGGAACGUUAGUUGAUUCAAUUUAUGUAGAAGCGUCAUAUCGGAUCCGACCGGUCAAUAUAUUUACUGUUAAAAAGUGUUAAUACUUUACAUUUUGUUUGCUAUCUCGCUUUUAUAUAAACAUCUAGAAUGAGCGGCAAAGGCUCGUCGGUGGAAAAGGGGUUGAACGGGGUUUUGUUCUGUCAGGAGAGUUACGCGUGCGGCGGGUCCGAUGAAGCCGCCUUCGAGUGCGACGAGUGUGGCAGCCUGCAGUGCACCCGCUGCGAGCUGGAGCUCCACCGCCAGGACCGCAUGAGGAACCACGAACGAAUCCGCAUCUCACCUGGCCACGUACCGUACUGCGAUUCGUGCAAAGGGGACGGGGUGAACGGGGGUCGCCUGAGAGCGGUGGUCCGUUGUCAGGGAUGUAAAAUCAAUCUGUGUUUGGACUGUCAGAAACGAACGCAUAGCGGGGUUAGUAAAAAGAAGCAUCCGAUCGCUGCCUACCCUCCACCCAAACCCGCCGAAGAGAACCCCAGCACUGGAGAUGAGCAGCUGGAUGCUUUAAAAGCUUCCUUAGAAAAAGUCGUUAGCUUCCUUUUAGUGGAUGAAAAAGAAGACAUGCAGAUGAUAGAUGAGCAUGAAUUCGUGAGGAAUUUAGCCUGCAGUCCCGACGAGCUCCUCAAGGUGGUGUCUAUUUUCGGCAACACCGGAGAGGGCAAAUCCCACACCCUCAAUCACACUUUCUUUUUGGGUCGUGAAGUCUUCAAAACGUCCCCAACUCAGGAAUCCUGCACUGUUGGGGUGUGGGCUGCACUUGACCCUAUUCAUAAGGUGGUAGUUGUUGACACAGAGGGACUCCUGGGGGCAGGAACCCAUCAGGGACAGAGGACCCGCCUCCUGUUAAAAGUUCUCGCCGUGUCCGAUGUGGUCAUCUAUCGGACGCAUGCUGACCGGCUGCACGAUGACCUUUUUAAGUUUCUUGGGGAUGCGUCCGAUGCGUAUCUAAAGCAUUUUACGAAGGAGCUAAAAGCCACCACUGCCCGCUGCGGUUUGGAUGUACCCCUUUCCACUCUUGGUCCCGCUGUCAUCAUCUUCCAUGAGACGGUCCACACCAAGUUAUUAGGUUCAGACAAGCCGUCAGAAUCAGCUGAGCGGCUUCUUCAGGAACGUUUUAGAAAGCUUGGCCUCUUUCCUGAAGCAUUCAGUUCAAUACAGUACCGGGGAACCCGUACCCACAAUCCCCCCACUGACUUCAGCGGCCUGCUACGGAGCUUGGAGCUGCAGUUAGACAACAACACUACAAGAUCACCACGAACCGCUGGUGUCAUCUUCAAGGCCCUACAGGCUUUAAGUGAAUGCUUCAGUGGAGAUAUUCCUGAUGAACAUCUGGCAAGCAACUCGUUCUUUCCAGAUGAGUAUUUUACCUGUUCCAGCAUCUGCCUCAGUUGUGGCUCAGGCUGCAAAAACAGCAUGAAUCAUCUACGGGAGGUUGUUACGCACGAAGCUAAACACCGCUGCCGUUACUCCGCCCACUACGAUAAUCGCAUCUACACAUGCAAGGCUUGUUACGAAAGUGGCAAGGAGGUCAUUGUGGUUCCAAAGACAACAGCGUCCUCUGACUCGCCUUGGUUCGGUCUGGCGAUUUAUGCCUGGUCUGGAUAUGUGAUUGAGUGUCCAAACUGCUCAGUGAUCUAUAGAAGUAGGCAAUACUGGUAUGGAAACCAGGACCCUGUUGAUACAGUGGUCCGGACUGAGAUCCAGCACGUCUGGCCUGGGUCCGACGGGUUCCUGAAGGACAACAACAACGCCGCACAGAGACUUCUGGAUGGUGUGAACUAUAUGGCUCAGUCUGUUUCGGAACUAAGUGUCAAGCCUGCCAAAGCUGUCACUGCCUGGUUGACAGACCAGAUUGCCCCUAGUUACUGGAAGCCAAACUCUCUCAUCCUUAGAUGUUACAAAUGUGGAGAAUCAUUCCAGGAUAAUGACACAAAGCACCAUUGCCGGGCCUGUGGAGAAGGUUUCUGUGAUUCUUGCUCUUCUAAAACACGGCCGGUCCCUGAGAGAGGCUGGGGACUGGCACCUGUGCGGGUCUGUGAUGCCUGCUUUCAAAACAGAGGCAUCCCUGAAGAACUACUUGAUGCAGCUCUGGAAGAAGAAGGUGGUGGGACUCUUAUCGCCAGGAAAGUGGGAGAAGCUGUUCAGAACACAUUAGGAGCCGUAGUGACAGCCAUAGACAUCCCUCUUGGCCUGGUAAAAGACGCAGCCCGUCCAGCUUAUUGGGUACCUGAUCAAGACAUCCACUGCUGCUUUCAGUGCCAACGCGAGUUUAACAUGCGUCUUUCUAUCCAUCACUGCCGUGCAUGUGGACAAGGAAUAUGUAACGACUGUUCCCCAGAUCGUCGGGCCGUGCCCUCCAGGGGUUGGGACCAUCCAGUGAGGGUGUGCAUCACCUGUAACCAAAAACCUGGAGAUCUCUAGCAGAACUGAACGUUACUUCACGUUAUAAGACACCCCAUUUGUGGCCAUUGUGUUUCAGUCCUGGCUGGGAAGGAAGCAUUGCUCUUAAACCAAUAAAUCCUAUUGGUUGUGCGAAGCAAGAGAAACAUCUUUGCUUUCUUCCCCAACACUGUCAUUUCAACAUACAUGCUCUUCACGCAAGCGGUUCACAGUUUAAGAUGUGUAAUGGCCUUUUUUUAGGUUUAAAUCCAUCAAAUGAAAAAAAAGUAUGUCAAGUCUUUUGACAAUCCUUUGUUUGUCAUGCAAUACGUUACCUGUGGGUGAAGAGAGGUAAUAUAUGGCCACUACAGGAUGCAUUAGACAUGUGCACAAACAGUAGUUUUAGCAUAUAAGCAUCUUUGUUUACCGUUCUUUUGCGUUGCUCAAUUUUCAGUCCUUGGACUGAUUAUAUACCCUGCUUGUUUCAUUUUUAAAAUGCAAGGUUGUUUUGCAUUCCUUUAUCCUUGAUAUACAGUAGAUUUUAGUCCAUUCCUCUUUGUCUCUAUAAUUUACUGCUUAUUAUUAAGCUGGUCACAUGAUCAAGUUAUCAGAUGUUGUUCAGCAUAAUUUAAGUUCUCAUUUAUGUUAAACAGUCAGGACUAUUACGAUUUCAAAAAUAAUCUUUUUAAUGUAUCCCUCUUAACUGCAUACUGACUCAAAGCCAUGUUGAAACUGCACAACCUAUUGUAUAUGGCUUCGAAAAGAUUUUACAUUUAUGCAAGAGAAGCCAAUCCUGAUUAAUCCAUGGGAUCUAACAUUCUCCUGUUAUCAUACAGUAGCUGCUCUUAUUCAGCCCCUGAUGUAUUAUCACUGUCAGCUAAACUGUUUUCUUGGUCAAAAAACAUUUAUGUAGAAUAUGUUUAUCAAAGACUCAGUGAGGCAUUGUGCGUGGAUGACUAAACAUGACAGACAAAUUCAUAAAAUCAUGUUAUCUGCACCUUGUAUGCAAAUUAAAUUUAAACUUGAGUACAAA
This is a messenger RNA of Triplophysa dalaica, 4250 nucleotides long. RefSeq names its product zinc finger, FYVE domain containing 1 (gene zfyve1). The record is from RefSeq and is a predicted model, not a curated record. The coding region runs from base 929 to 3259 and encodes 776 amino acids. The transcript has 11 exons. Gene Ontology annotation, molecular function: zinc ion binding. Lineage: Eukaryota; Metazoa; Chordata; Actinopteri; Cypriniformes; Nemacheilidae.